UGAAAAUCGCUCUAUAGGAUUUCCCCACACAAAACCAGCUGUCUGCUGUCCCAGCAGGCCGAGCCAGCUCUGCUCUGAGAGGUAACUAUCGCCUGGAUUUUUGCUUUGGAAACAAACACCGCGACUGUUUAAAUGGAUGUGUUUACUCCGGAGCUGCACCGGGCCUUGUUUACAUCUCAGUCCCCGGAGUAGAGUAGAUUGUGCUGGAAGCUGUUUUCCAAAUGAGUGACGGAGAGUGCGACUUCUUCUGCUUCUUCCGCUGCUGCUGAGUGCGCUCCAUCGCGCCUCAGUCAGACAGGAGGGGGGUGGAGCUUCUCUCCACACGGCGACCAAAGUGGAAAGGCAAGAAGAAAAAAGGUGGGGGGUAGUUUCGGUCGUACCAUUCAAGCCAUAACUGGACAUCUUCAAUCCGACAGGUAGGCGACUUGUCUACCUGUCCGGGUGAUUGGCACAAUCGACUGAAUGUCUGUGGACAUGAACAGCCAGGCGUCGGACAGCAAUGAGGAAGACUUUGGGGUUAACUCUGAGGAAGAGGAGGAUGAUGACGGAGGAGAGGAAGAUGAUCAGGGAGAUAUCGCAGGCUAUUAUGAUGGGGUGGCAAAUGACGUUGAGCAACAGGGCGCUGAUUCUUUCGACCCGGAGGAGUACCAGUUCACCUGUUUGACGUACAAAGAGAGCCAGCGUGUGUUGAUAGAGGAAGUGAACACUGUUGCUGCUGCUCUGAAGGUUUCACCAUCGGUAGCAAAACUGAUCCUAGUGCAUUUCCAGUGGCAGGUUGCACAAAUACUGGACGCUUGUAAGUCCAAUUCUUCUCAGCUUUUGUCAGACGCUCUGGUCCAGCCCAGCAGCACAUGCAGAAUAGCCACUGCCCCUCAGUCCCUCCAGUGUGGUGUGUGUCUACAGGUCGUACGGAGGGACUCCCUGCUGGCCCUGCCUUGUCAGCACUCCUUCUGUAAAGCAUGCUGGGAGCAGCACUGCACCGUACUCGUCAAAGAUGGCAUGGGAGUGGGUAUCUCAUGUAUGGCUCAGGACUGUUCGCUGCAGAUGCCAGAAGACUUUGUCCUCCCACUGCUGCCAGGAGAGGAGCUAAAGGAUAAAUACAGACGCUACCUCUUCAGAGACUAUGUCGAGAGUCACUUCCAGUUGCAGUUAUGUCCGGGUGCAGACUGUCCCAUUGUCAUCAAGGUGCAGGAGCCCAGGGCGCGCAGAGUGCAGUGCAGCUGCUGCAGUGAAGUCUUCUGCUUCAAAUGCCGCCAGAUGUACCACGCGCCCACAGACUGCGCAACAAUUCGUAAAUGGCUGACUAAAUGUGCCGAUGACUCAGAGACUGCAAACUACAUCAGCGCACACACUAAAGAUUGUCCAAAGUGCAAUAUCUGCAUCGAAAAGAAUGGAGGGUGUAAUCACAUGCAAUGCUCCAAGUGCAAACACGACUUCUGCUGGAUGUGUCUUGGAGACUGGAAGACUCAUGGCAGUGAAUACUAUGAGUGCAGCCGAUACAAAGAAAACCCUGAUAUAGUCAACCAGAGCCAACAAGCUCAGGCCAGAGAGGCGCUCAAGAAAUACCUCUUCUAUUUUGAGAGGUGGGAGAAUCAUAACAAGUCCCUGCAGUUAGAGGCUCAGACGUACCAGAGGAUCCAGGAGAAAAUCCAGGAGAGGGUAAUGAACAAUCUGGGAACUUGGAUUGACUGGCAGUACCUGCAUAAUGCUGCAAAGCUACUGGCUAAGUGUCGCUACACACUGCAGUACACCUACCCUUAUGCCUAUUACAUGGAGUCUGGACCGCGCAAGAAACUGUUUGAAUACCAGCAGGCCCAGCUGGAAGCAGAGAUAGAAAACCUUUCAUGGAAGGUGGAGCGGGCUGACAGCUAUGAGAGAGGAGUGGUAGGAGGAGAAUGCGAGCUCAGCGCCAGUGAUAGAGGGGAUUUGGAGAAUCAGAUGCACAUUGCUGAGCAGAGGCGACGCACGCUGCUGAAGGAUUUCCACGACACCUGAAGCUCAAAUCGCGACUGCAAAGCACCAGCAUCCUCCCUCCUUUUUUUCCUACCUUUGCUUCCUACCAGGAUCAUCUGUUGUUGCAGUCAUACUUACCCUGCUUCCCUCACCCUUAUCAUUUGCUUCCUCAGCUCUGUCUUUCUCUCCUCUUACACCCAGAAUGCUGCAGGGUCACAGAAUGUCAGUCAUGUAUGGACCCCCCCUCCUUUCUUCCCCAGCUGUUUGAUAUAUUUGACACAACAUCUGUUGUGGUUACACUCGUUUCAACUCAUCAGAUCUGAUCUUGUGGGUCAUUUUGUGAGGUUUUGUGUCGAUAAAUAGAGUAAAAUCGCUAUGACCAAGCAACUACAGGGAUUGUGUUGCCUGCUGGAGAUCAGAAUCUACCUGAAUAGUUUUCCUUUGAUGGUGGGAUUAUUGCUUAAAAGGAGCAGCCUGUACUGUUGUGUCGCGGAGGAAUAGGUGGUGGA
This is a messenger RNA of Cyprinodon variegatus (sheepshead minnow), 2462 nucleotides long. RefSeq names its product E3 ubiquitin-protein ligase ARIH2-like. NCBI's taxonomy places the organism in Eukaryota, Metazoa, Chordata, Actinopteri, Cyprinodontiformes, Cyprinodontidae. Gene Ontology annotation, cellular component: ubiquitin ligase complex; cytoplasm. The transcript has 15 exons. The record is from RefSeq and is a predicted model, not a curated record. The coding region runs from base 463 to 1995 and encodes 510 amino acids. Gene Ontology annotation, biological process: ubiquitin-dependent protein catabolic process; positive regulation of proteasomal ubiquitin-dependent protein catabolic process; protein polyubiquitination. Gene Ontology annotation, molecular function: zinc ion binding; ubiquitin protein ligase activity; ubiquitin conjugating enzyme binding.